CGGCCACCGGAAAUCGGAAGCGGAAGCUCGACCCUGGUUGCGAUGGCGACGGCUUCGGAGUUGCCGGACUGGCUACUUGUGGACAUCCUGUCCUUCGUACCUCUCCGUGACCGACUCCGGAGCUCCAGGGUAUGUAAGCGCUGGCGGAGGCUGAUUCUGGACAAGACCCUCUGGAGACGCUUGGAUCUGAGUCCUUACAGGGUCGGGCCCAAGGUGCUGUGGCACCUGCUGCGACAGUACUUGGGCUCGGGGCUGAGGACACUCAAGGUACGAGGCCGUCUGCUCUCCGGGCCCCGGGCCCCGCUGCUGUCCCCAGCCCUGCUGCAGGAGCUGGGGAAGCGCUGCCCGAACGUGGCCUGCCUCAGCCUCCUAGAAGAGGACCUCCGCAAAAUCCCCUUCUCCUGCCUGCCACGUUCUCUUCGGUGCCUGGAGCUGAAGUCGUGUGAGCUCCCCCAGGCCUGGUUUCCCCCGGGGAAUGGCCCCUCGAGUCUGCCCCACCUCGAGCAUCUGGUGCUGGAUCGGAUCCCGGCCUUCUCAGACCUGCAGCUACGGGCCCUGCCUCGGCAGGAGGCGCUGUGCUCCCUGGUGCUCAGAGUCACCUACAGGGUGACCCCCCAGGGCCUUCGGGACGCCCUGCCUGGACUCAGUAACCUCCGGCGGCUCGAGCUGUGUGGAUGCUCUGUGCCUGCCGACGGGGCCCUGCAGGCCAUAGGAGGCUUCCUGCCCAGGCUUCGGGAGCUCAGGGUGACUGUGGCUGGGCUCACAGCCAGGGGCCUGGCCAGCCUGAUGGAGAUGCAGGCCCUAGAGAUCCUGGGCCUCCUGGGACCACCCCCUAGCCCUGAUAGGCUUCCAGCCAAGGAUAUCCUCACUUUCUGCCUCUUGUUACCUAACCUCAGAGUCCUCAGCCUUCAGGGCAUGGGACUGGGGUCAGCAGAUGAGGCUAUUCUUAGGGAGGGGCUGGCCCACUGUAUGAUCACUGUUGGGGAGCUCCCCUUAGAAGGCUGGGGACUGGGAGGCCUAAGUUGACAGCCUCUCACACCUUCAGACCAGAAGAAUUCAGGGUCCAUCCAAACACUUGAGGUAGUGGAGUCAGGGCACUCUACUGCUAUGUGACUUUCGGCAAUCUGUUUUACCCUUAAUGCACCAAAGUUUCUUAACCUGCAAGAUAACAGGGUUGGGGUUAAAAAUUACUUAAAUCCCUCCUAGCUCUGAAUCCUAUCUUCUUAAACAGAACUCUGAGUUCCAGGAUCUUCAAACAUUUAUAAUAUGGAGUUCAGAAAGGGCCAAAGCUUGGGACGCUCCUCAGUAUCUCCCUCCUAUCUUUCUGUUCUACUUCCACUGCCAUCCUUUCUCCCAAAGAUGCACCCUCAUCCCGUGGGAUAGAGAGCAUUUAUGGUCAGGGUUGCCCAAGAAUGAGUUUGAUAGGGCAUGUUUAGAACAUUUCGACCUCUCUGAAUUUUUUUAUAAUGGCACUCAAGAUUGCUAAGUAAGGGUGAAAUGAGGGUGCAAUAGUAGAGCUAGCAUUUAGGAUCUUCUCCGGCUUCCUGGCUAGGGUUGAUUGUUACUUUUGUUCUUCUUGGCCAUCCUAUUCUCAUUUCUUGGUUUGGCCUUGAGCAAAGCAGCCCAGCCACAAACCUGGCCAGAAGGUACUAGUACUGUUCUUUCUCAUCCUCCUCGUCCUAGGACCUGGGGGAGGAGACAUGCCUCAGCUAUGCGCUUCACCUCCCAUUCCCCAGCCACUUGAAUUGGAAAACAGUGCCUUGGAAACUCUCUGCCCUGGAGCCUAAAAUAAGUGUGUGUGGGGAGCAAGCGCAUGCACACACACACACAUCCCUCCCUUCCUGUGGACAUCUUUCUGGAUUGGCUCAUCCAUACUCUUGCAGCUCUAAGGAAACCUACUUCAUCUGAAACCAUAAAAUCAUCCCUGCUGUAGUUUUUAGCAGCGUCCACCUACUCUAUGCCCCCAUUCACCACCUCUAACUUUCCACAACAAAGUGCCCUUCUGUAUUAGAAUGUCACUUCUUGCAGACUGGGGCAGUCUGAUUUCAUAUCCCCAGUGCUUAGCAGUGAUACUGUAACAAAGGCUUUUGAACAUAAUCAUUCCUUCAAAAAAGACUGGAUCUUUGGCCUAGCUCUUCAUACAAAAAUGCCUCAUGCCUCCAAUUCCUGCAUUAUUCACUAACGGGGUUUUGUUUGUUUGACCUCGGACUGGUAUCUUGGUAUCCUGAGCCUUUUUUGCGGGGAGGGGGAGGCGCAGGGCAGGCUAGACCUGCUGGUUUGGAGCCAGAGUAUUUUCCUGAGCCACUUGAGUUAGGCCAGAAUCUCUGAAAGAGUUCCUCAAUCUAUCCACCAGUAAUCAUUUAUUAAAAGCCUAUGUGCUGCUGGCACUAGGGAUAGAAGAAAUUAAUGGGACUGAUUUAAAGCCAAAAGUGAGACCCUGCUCUUAAAGAGCUUACACCCUGUAUAAAAAUACACCACACAUACAAGUAAAUUAAAUCAUUGUCAUCAGAACUGAAAGAGAUCCUAAAAUUACCUAAAGUAGAUGAGGUAUUCAGUCAGGAAACUGACUUUCUAGGCUUACUGACUUAUGGAGGAAGGGGCAGGACAGGGAAGAACAGGAGAUUGUAAAACCCAUUUCCAGUGAUUUAAUCACAUUGAUGUGCAGAGUAAAAGGGUGUCAGAAAAGUCUAAUGUGAUUGUAUAGGGAACUCCUCAGUUGAGGCUAAAGAAUGCCAUCAAAGGAUGGAGGUCAGAACACCUGGCAGAAGAUAAAGAUGGAGUAACUUAUUCCUCCCUAGGGGACCCCACCCCCCACCCCAGGGCCUGAAGGUGAUAGGGCCACUGGUGGACACCAAUGGACGUUAGGAGAGAAGCAAUGAGCUGAAAAUCAGAUCUCUACAGCCCUUUCUGUGUUUCUGUCUACCUGAAAGACAAGUAGGAAAUGAGACUGGGAGAAAUAGGAAUUUGAGCAGUUUGACCUAAGUUUGGGUAGGGACAUAAGAUUGGUUAGGCUCUUAGGAUGGAAAGUGAGGAGUUGUAAGGUUUGAGUGGCAAUCACGGACUUAGUCUGUUUUGCUUUGAAGACAGGAAUUAUCAUGAGCUCAGACAUGCAAGAGUCCUAGAAAAUCAUCCCCACCCCCCCAAAAAAAGUGGAGAGGAUGGGGGGAAAUUGUUGCACUUGAUAUGACUGCUCGGCUUUCUCUGCUUCUGCUCCAAGGCUUGGCUGUUUAAGUUAACCUUAAAAAAAAUCUUCUAAAUUAGGAUUUUGGUCUGUUUCAGAGAGCAGGAAACUAUUCGAGCCAGAAGGCAAAACAGGAUUUGCCCAGGGUCACAGUAUUGCAAGACUUUAGUGGCCUAGACCACAUACUGUGGCCAAAUUGUGGAGGGAGCAGAGGGGAAAUUUGCCUUUAUCUCUGCUAAGACCACAUUUGUCUUAAGACCCUCAAAAACCAUAUUCUGACAUCAACAAGCUGGGGGUGGGGGCAAGGAUGUAGUUAACUUGGAUUAGUAAAUCAAAAAUCCGUAUUAGACUAUCACAACCAGAAGGGACCCUAGAAUCAUUUCUCAGAGAAUUUAACUUUGUCCAAGGUUACACAUUAAGUUAAUAGAAGAGUUGGGGUUUAGUCAGGUCUCUCACAUCCUAGCCUAUUUCUCUUCUGUAUCAUGCUGCCUCUGACUCCCUUCAGUGACCUGACAGGUUUGCUGUCCUAAGGAUUUUCCUGAACCAUCCAAAACCAGCACCAUCUCCAAAGAGCCAAUUCCUUGAGAUCCUCAGUGGGAAGAUGAUCCAAGUGCCAUAUGCCUACUAGGAAAUUUCUUUGUGUAUGCCCUUUUUCAGAAUUGUGAAUAAAAAACGUUAGAAUUUUAUGACAA
Messenger RNA from Trichosurus vulpecula (common brushtail), 3873 nucleotides. Its product is annotated as F-box/LRR-repeat protein 12-like. The coding region runs from base 43 to 1026 and encodes 327 amino acids. NCBI's taxonomy places the organism in Eukaryota, Metazoa, Chordata, Mammalia, Diprotodontia, Phalangeridae. Gene Ontology annotation, biological process: SCF-dependent proteasomal ubiquitin-dependent protein catabolic process; positive regulation of protein ubiquitination. The transcript is spliced from 3 exons. Gene Ontology annotation, molecular function: protein binding. The record is from RefSeq and is a predicted model, not a curated record. Gene Ontology annotation, cellular component: SCF ubiquitin ligase complex.